AUGGAGGCAGAUAUAAUCGCAGAUCUUCGACGCAAGCUCAAAGAGGCUGAAGAAGAGCGACUAAAAGCUGCACAAUAUGGUUUACAACUAGUGGAGAGCCAGAAUGAAUUGCAGGCACAAUUAGAUAAAUGUCGAAAUGAAAUGGUGACCAUAACUGAGAAUUAUGAGCAAGAAAAAUACACUCUUCAGAGAGAAGUUGAGCUCAAGAGUCGAAUGUUAGAAAGUUUGAGUUCUGAAUGUGAAGCUAUUAAACAAGAUCAAAAAAUACACCUGGAGAAAUUAGAAGAACAACUGAGCAGAGCCCAUGGACAGGAAGUGAAUGAACUAAAAAACAAGCUAGAGAAACUAAAAGCGGAAUUAGAUGAAGCUAGGCUUAGUGAAAAGCAGCUGAAGCACAAAGUAGAUCAUCAGAAGGAACUCCUCUCUUGUAAAUCAGAGGAAAUGCGGGUAAUGUCUGAACGUGUGCAUGAAAGCAUGUCUUCAGAGGUGCUGGCUCUUCAAAUUGAACUGACAGAAAUGGAAAGUAUGAAGACCACCCUCAAGGAAGAAGUGAAUGAACUGCAGUACAAACUAGAACAACUAGAACUUCUUAAUUCUAAUCUAAUGCGCCAGGUCGACCGGCUUACAGAAGAAAAAGAGGAGCGAGAGAAAGAAGCGGUUUCUUAUUAUAAUGCCUUAGAGAAAGCUCGUGUAGCAAAUCAAGAUCUUCAAGUGCAAUUAGACCAAGCACUCCAGCAAGCCCUGGACCCCAGUAGUAAAGGCAACUCUUUGUUUGCAGAGGUAGAAGAUCGAAGGGCAGCAAUGGAACGAAGGUUUAUCAGCAUGAAAGUCAAGUAUCAGUCACUAAUGAAGCAAAAUGCAUUUAAUAGAGAACAGAUGCAAAGAAUGAAGUUACAAAUCGCCACAUUGUUACAAAUGAAAGGGUCUCAAACUGAAUUUGAGCAGCAGGAACGGUUGUUUGCCAUGCUGGAGCAGAAGAAUGGUGAAAUUAAACAUCUCUUAAGUGAAAUUAGAAAUCUGGAGAAAUUUAAGAGUUUAUAUGAAAGUAUGGAAUCUAAGCCUUCAGACAACUCUGGUACUCUGAAAGAUACUACCUAUUACACGGAUUUACUUCAGAUAAAGCUUGACAACUCAAACAAAGAAAAUGAAAGCACUAAAGGGGAAUUGUCCAUACAACGAAUGAAUGCAUUAUUUGAGAGCCAGCGGGCUCUGGAUAUUGAGCGAAAACUUUUUGCCAAUGAAAGAUGCCUCCAGUUUUCCCAAAGUGAAAAUAUGAAACUGAGAGCUAAAAUAGAUGAGUUAAAACUAAAGUAUGAACCUGAAGAGAAAAUUGAAGUGCCUGUACUCAAAAAGAGGCGUGAGGUACUGCCUGUGGAUAUAACCACCCCUAACAACGUAUGUUCUAACGGUGCUGUUGGGGAAGAAGUUUCUGGAUCACCAUCUCAGAAAGAGGAGGCACAGUCCUGUACUAGCAACUUAAAAGAUAACAACUUACAGUUAGAAAAGACAGUUGCUAUAAACAUACCAGGAAUUACUCUCUCUCCUCACAAAAACCUGACUGUGAAUAUUCAGCCAACGAAGGAAAAGAAAUGUGUGAAACUUGUAGAAGUUCCAGCCAUGAGUGAAAGAAGUGGAAACUCCCCUGACUCUCGCAGGUUAGCUGCUGAAUCAAAGCUUCAAACAGAAGUUAAAGAAGAAAAAGAAACUGCAAGAAAAUUGGAAAAGAAAACUUGUAAGAAAUCACACCCUGUUCUAUACGUGUCCUCUAAAUCAACUCCAGAAACUCAGUGCGCUCAGCAGUGAAGACUGAUCUUUAAGAAGAGUAAAAUAACACUUGCCCAAAAGGUUGCUGUGGAGGUUGUCUUCAAAUUAAGAUUGUCUUCAUCUGAAGCAUGCCACCUUGUUGGUUAUUUCUUUCUACUCACUGUGCCAGGACCUGGCAUGUUCAUACUGUUUUGACCAAAUGUUCUAAAUUUGGUUGUGAUUCCAACCAGGAGAUUUCUUUAAGUGAUGGUCCUUCCUGGAGCUCCUGUGUGAAUAAACUAUUAAAUGAAGGAAGGUGUUGUUAUAAAUCUAUUUGUUGCAUUGUAUAUGGAUUUUUAAGUAAUAUUAACACAUACUAUCAGAGCCAUAUAUUAUAUUGUAACUGGAUUUUGUCAGUGUUUAAAGUACCUAUGUUCAUCUUUGUAUUUUUAACUCUAAACUUUCUAAAUAAAAAUUUUUUCCCCUUUA
Myotis myotis is the source of this 2232-nucleotide messenger RNA. It is a transcript of the gene SPDL1, whose product is annotated as spindle apparatus coiled-coil protein 1. Gene Ontology annotation, molecular function: kinetochore binding. The record is from RefSeq and is a predicted model, not a curated record. Gene Ontology annotation, cellular component: spindle pole; outer kinetochore. Gene Ontology annotation, biological process: establishment of mitotic spindle orientation; mitotic metaphase chromosome alignment; mitotic spindle assembly checkpoint signaling. The transcript has 11 exons. Lineage: Eukaryota; Metazoa; Chordata; Mammalia; Chiroptera; Vespertilionidae. Bases 1 to 1803 code for a protein of 600 amino acids.